CACACCCACCCACACACACCAACUACCCCACCACCACCCACCAACACCACCACAACCCACGGUCACGUGAGUGAUUCCACACGCGACAAUCCACACACAGUCUGACGUUUUUUACAGACUCGUCAACAACACAAGAACAACGCAACAACACCCACAACAACAACAAACACCACCACCCCACCCAUCCCGAGCAAUGUCUGGGCGAUUCCAAGUUCGCCAGGCGGCGGAGAGAGACUGUGCUGACAUCGUGCGCCUGAUCAAGGAACUUGUCACGUACGAGAAACUCCUGGGCCAGGUGGACAUCACAGAGGAGGACCUCCGUCGUGAUGGGUUUGGAGGGAAGCCGCUCUUCCACUGCCUGGUAGCCGAGGUGCAGCAUCAGCAUCAGCAAGGGGCCAUGCUGAUUGGCUACGCGCUGUUCUACGACACCUACUGCACCUGGGUGGGACGCUCGGCAUACCUGGAGGGCCUCUACGUCACCACAGAGUUCAGAGGAAGAGGAGUUGGCAAGGAUCUCCUGCGGAAGGUUGCGGAGGUUUGCCGGCUGAACGGCUGCGUGCGUCUCACUUUGUCUGUGCUGGACUGGAACGCCCCGGCCAUGGACUUCUACCGGGCACGGGGCGCCAGCGACCUCACAGCCGCCGAGGGCUGGCACCUCGUCCGCUUCCAGGGGGCCGCCCUCGCCUCGCUGGCCGUGGUGGGGGGGGGCACGGCCGUGGUGGGGGGGGGCACGGCCGUGGUGGGGGGGGGCACGGCCGUGGUGGGGGGAGGCCUGACCAGCCCCGCGCCGGCCACUCCUUCCUCCUAAGGGCACCUCGCCAGCAAACCCGCGCGACAUUCACCACGCUACGGCCUCACCACGCUACGGACACACCACGCUACGGACACACCACGCUACGGCCACACCACGCCCCCGGCCACACCACGCCAAAAGACAAAGAUCCCCCGUGUAGCCUGCAAGAGACUGGGGGGCAAGUGCCGUUAGUAGCGAGCAGCAGC
Petromyzon marinus (sea lamprey) is the source of this 999-nucleotide messenger RNA. Lineage: Eukaryota; Metazoa; Chordata; Hyperoartia; Petromyzontiformes; Petromyzontidae. The record is from RefSeq and is a predicted model, not a curated record.